This is a messenger RNA of Sebastes umbrosus (honeycomb rockfish), 3248 nucleotides long. It is a transcript of the gene csnk1e, whose product is annotated as casein kinase 1, epsilon. Gene Ontology annotation, biological process: signal transduction; endocytosis; peptidyl-serine phosphorylation. Gene Ontology annotation, molecular function: protein serine/threonine kinase activity; ATP binding. The record is from RefSeq and is a predicted model, not a curated record. Gene Ontology annotation, cellular component: nucleus; cytoplasm. NCBI's taxonomy places the organism in Eukaryota, Metazoa, Chordata, Actinopteri, Perciformes, Sebastidae. The transcript is spliced from 11 exons. Bases 538 to 1815 code for a protein of 425 amino acids.
GAAUUAGAGAGGGGUGUGUUGGUGUAAAUAGCAGCUUUAAGUGCGGGGUGUGAGUGCUGCUGGCUGCGCUUCAUUCAAUGCCCGCAGAGAGCAGCAGCAGCUCCGCGGCGGCUUUAAGACAAUCCGGGCAUCUCUUCCAGUCUGCGGAUGACAUCAUUGAUAUUGUCAAUGGUGUAAACUGAGAGAGAGAGGGCUGGGUGGGUGGGGGUGUGUGAGAGAGAGAGAGGAGAGAGAGAGCAGCCAGAGAAGGACCUCACUGUCUGGUUUCGGCGUCUUUUCCUCCCAAAAAAAAAUAAAAUAAAUAAAAUCGUGACUGAGAAUCUGUCAGAGUCUCGGUGGCUCCAGUCGGAUCAGCUGUAUAUUUUUUGGGGUCUUUUUUUCAGGAGUGUGGGGGGUCACAGAUCUCCCGAGGUUAUGAGCCGUCCGAAGCCGCGUCGGUGCGUCGCUGUCCGGGGUCCUGAGUCCUGAGUGAGACGGGGAGCCAGCAGUGCCACCACGGAGCCUGACAUCACCCGUGAGUUGAAAAGCUCAGGAGCCAUGGAGUUGAGGGUGGGGAACAAGUACCGCCUCGGGAGGAAGAUAGGGAGCGGAUCCUUUGGAGAUAUUUACCUCGGUUCUAACAUCGCUACAGGAGAGGAAGUAGCCAUAAAACUGGAAUGUGUGAAAACCAAACACCCACAGCUCCACAUCGAGAGCAAAUUUUACAAGAUGAUGCAGGGCGGAGUGGGAAUCCCGUCUAUUAAGUGGUGCGGAGCGGAAGGCGACUACAACGUUAUGGUCAUGGAGCUGCUGGGCCCCAGUCUGGAGGACCUGUUUAACUUCUGCUCCCGCAAGUUCAGUCUGAAAACCGUCCUGCUGCUGGCCGACCAGAUGAUCAGCAGGAUUGAAUACAUCCACUCCAAGAACUUCAUCCACAGAGACGUGAAGCCCGACAACUUCCUGAUGGGGCUCGGCAAGAAGGGCAACCUGGUCUACAUCAUCGACUUCGGCCUGGCCAAGAAGUACCGCGACGCCCGAACGCACCAGCACAUCCCUUACCGUGAGAAUAAGAACCUCACCGGCACCGCCCGCUACGCCUCCAUCAACACCCAUCUGGGCAUCGAGCAGUCGAGGAGAGACGACCUGGAGUCUCUGGGCUACGUUCUCAUGUACUUCAACCUGGGCUCUCUGCCCUGGCAGGGGCUGAAGGCUGCCACCAAGAGGCAGAAAUACGAACGCAUCAGUGAGAAGAAAAUGUCCACCCCCAUCGAGGUGCUCUGCAAGGGAUACCCCUCUGAGUUCUCCACUUACCUGAACUUGUGUCGCUCCCUGCGGUUCGACGACAAGCCGGACUACUCGUACCUGAGGCAGCUCUUCAGGAACCUUUUCCACAGACAGGGCUUCUCAUACGAUUACGUCUUUGACUGGAACAUGCUGAAGUUUGGGGCCGGGAGGACCGCAGAGGACGGAGAGAGGGAGAGGAGGGAGGGAAAAGAGGGAGAGGAGCGAGCAGGAGGAGGAGGAGGAGGAGGAGGCCAAAGAGGAGCUGGAGGUCGAGCUCUGCCGCCUGCUCCGAACCCUUCAGCAGCCAACAGAGUCAGGAACGAGGCGGACGCCGCUCCUUCAAACCCGGCCACGCGUGGGGUCCAGCCGUCAGGUAACCGCUCUCCUCAGGCGGGAAGAGCAGAGCGAGCCGAGCGAGAGAGGAAGGUGGCCAUGAGGCUUCACCGCGGGGCCCCCGCCAACGUCUCCUCUUCCGACCUCACCGCACGCCUCGACCAAUCACGCAUCGCUGCAUCGCAGGUCAGUGUGCCGUUUGAACAUCUGGCAAAGUGAGUUCCUCCUGGCUGGCCUGCAGGUCAGCGGCAGCAGCUGCAGGGUAUCAAAUACCCCUUACGUUUCAAAAUGGAUGAAUGAAAACAUGAAUGAGUGGAGGAGGACAAGAGGAGCGGGAGGAGGAGGAGGAGGAGGCGUUGCAGGCCCUUAAAAGGGGGUGGGGUUCAAGGCCAUCCGUGUGUCUGUCAGUAUGCUGUGUGAACUACAGUGGUGACCAUGAGGAAGACUGCGGGACAAAACAAACUCUUUGGCUGGAACUGGUUGCUUCUUUUCGGGAUGUGGCCGGAGGAGGAAGUGGGUGAAACAACACACACAGGUCACUCAUAUUCACCUGCCCAUCGACUCAGAGGCUCAACUUGCAAAAAGAAAAAAACAUUAAAGUGCACAAAAUGGACUAAAUUAUUAGUUAUUCUGUGGUUUACACAUGUGAUAAAAAAUUUAAAAAAUCAACUACUAACCUGCUAAGAGCUACAUCCGCUGCUUAUGGUGUUCUUGAUUAUAAAUAAAUAAAUAAAUAUGUAAACAACUAUGGAGACGAACACAAAGUGUAAUCAGGCCUUUUAACAGAUGAGACAGUGGAUCAAAGGGAUGAUCAGAGGUAUGGGGAUGAAUGUGAGAGAGUCUGAGGUGAAUUAGUAGAUGGGAGUGAGGCUGCUUUUUGUCAAUAAAUGUCAGUGUCCGUCUGUGUGUUACUGUCUUAAGUGUUUUUGCCUUUAGGUUUGCUUUAGAGAGCCUGAGAGAUGGAGGAGGGAAAGGUGGCUGUUGAUGAAUUACCCAUGAAUCAUAACAGAAGACUAGUCCCCAAUUCAAAGUUCCUCUUCUUCAUCACACUUGUUUCUGUCUUAGCAUGACGAGGAAAACAUUGAAUGUGGAAAGAGGACGAGGAGGAGGAGGAGGAGGAGGAGGAGGAGGAGGAGAGAAUAAAGCAGAGAGCCAUGAGGAUUGUAUGAUAUGAUAAAGCCUUAGUCCAGCUUGUAACUCCAGGUAUGAAAAUUCUUGAGAAAGUUAUAAGAUCUUGGUGGUGAACAAGUCUGGUGUCGUAUUUUUGUUCUUUACUUUUUAUAAUACAUGUAAAAUGUGUAGAUACCUUUUGCCAGAAUGUGACCGAUUGUUUUAAAGAUUGAGGCUGGAGAGACGUUUGCUUCCUGACAGCCCUGGUGUGGGGAAACGUGAAACAGACCACUAACCUUUAGAGUCCGCCAGAAGUGUGUGUAUGUGUGUGUGUGUGUGUGUGUGUGUUUUGGUUUCCACUGUGGCAGGCAAUGACAGAAAGGUUCUUGUUCGUAAACCAAGGAGUGUUUUGACCCAGGCCUGUCAGGACGGACGGGUGUCACUGAUGGGAAUGAGCUGUACAUUUCUUUACCAUGCUUCAACUUUAUUACUAUGAUAUUUGUGUAUAUUUUCUGAAUCAAUAAAGAUAUACACAGCUUAUA